AAAAUCCCCAAAACGCCCGGAUUGUCCCGAAAUCGCCGUUUCUCGCCCCAGGCCUGGCUGCAGCAGUACGGGUACCUCCCGCCCGGCGACCUGCGCGCCCGGCCCCGCGCCGCCCCGGCCUCGCUGUCGGCGGCGCUGGCGGCCAUGCAGCGCUUCUACGGCAUCCCCGUCACCGGCACCGCCGACCCCGACACCAUCCGGGCCAUGCUCCGGCCCAGGUGCGGCGUCCCCGAUAAGUUCGGCGCCCAGGUGAAGGCCCAGGUGCGGCGGCGCCGGCGCUUCGCCCUGCAGGGGCUGCGCUGGGAGCAGCCCGAGAUCACCUACAGUUGGGGCCCCACAUCGGGGGACACGCACUUCGACGGCGCCGAGCCCUGGACGCACCGCGGGGACGACCUCAGCGGUAACGACCUGUUCCUGGUGGCCGUGCACGAGCUGGGCCACGCCCUGGGCCUGGAACAUUCCAGCGACCCCUCGGCCAUCAUGGCGCCCUUCUACCAAUGGAUGGACACCGAGGCCUUCGAGCUGCCCGACGACGACCGGCGCGGCAUCCAGCAGCUCUACGGCUCCUCCUCCGGCCCCGCCCCCCGCCCCUCCCCCACGCCGCGGGCCCCGCCCCUCCCCCCCCCGGGCCCCCCCUACGGGCCCCGGAUCUGCGACGGCGCCUUCGACACGGUGGCCAUGCUGCGCGGCGAGAUGUUCGUCUUCAAGGAGCGCUGGUUCUGGCGGGUCCGGGGGGGCCAGGUGAUGCCGGGGUACCCCCUCCCCAUCGGGCAGUUCUGGGCCGGGCUCCCCCCGAACAUCGACGCCGCCUACGAGAGGAGCGACGGCAAAUUCGUCUUCUUCAAAGGCUCCCGGCACUGGGUGUUCGACGAGGGCGUUCUGGCCCCGGGCUACCCGCGGCCGCUGGCCGAGCUGGGCCGGGGGGUCCCCAGCGACCGCCUGGACGCCGCGCUGCUCUGGCUGCCCAGCGGCCACACCUACCUCUUCCGGGGGGACAAGUGCGUCCGCGGAACCUUCCGGAACCCUCCGGGAAUUUCUGGGAUUUUUUGGGAUUUUUUUCCUGGACUUUUGGGGCCCUUUUUAUGUAUCUUUCAGGACCUGUCUGCGCUCUUUUGGGGCUCUUUCUACACCUUCCAGGACCUUUCUGCACCUUCCAGGACCUUCUCUGAACCUUCCGGGACCUUCCAGAACCUUCCGGGAAUUUCUGGGAUUUUCUGGGACUUUUUCUGGGAUUUUUUUCCUGGACUUUUGGGGCUUUUUAUGUAUCUUUCAGGACCUGUCUGCGCUGUUUUGGGGCUCUUUCUGCACCUUCCAGGACCUUUCUGCACCUUCCAGGACCUUUCUGCACUUUCUGGAACCUUCUCUGAACCUUCCGGGACCUUCCGGGAAUGUCUGGGAUUUUUUGGGGAUUUUUUGGGAUUUUUUCCCUGGACUUUCGGGGCUUUUUAUGUAUCUUUCAGGACCUGUCUGCGCUCUUUUGGGGGUCUUUCUGCACCUUCCAGGACCUUUCUGCACCUUCCAGGACCUUCUCUGAACCUUCCGGGACCUUCCAGAACCUUCCGGGAAUUUCUGGCAUUUUUUGGGAUUUUUUUGGGGAUUUUUUCCUGGACUUUCGGGGCCUUUUUAUGUAUCUUUCAGGACCUGUCUGCGCUCUUUUGGGGCUCUUUCUACACCUUCCAGGACCUUUCUGCACCUUCCAGGACCUUUCUGCACGUUUCAGGACCUUUCUGCACUUUCUGGAACCUUCUCUGA
Camarhynchus parvulus is the source of this 1752-nucleotide messenger RNA. RefSeq names its product matrix metallopeptidase 14 (gene MMP14). Gene Ontology annotation, molecular function: metalloendopeptidase activity; zinc ion binding. The record is from RefSeq and is a predicted model, not a curated record. Gene Ontology annotation, cellular component: extracellular matrix. Gene Ontology annotation, biological process: collagen catabolic process; skeletal system development; zymogen activation. The annotation marks the transcript as partial. The transcript is spliced from 7 exons. Lineage: Eukaryota; Metazoa; Chordata; Aves; Passeriformes; Thraupidae.